AUGAUGGAGGAGAAUAUGACACUGGUGACAGAGUUUGUUCUCACAGGCCUUACAGAUAGCCCAGAAUUUCAGCUCCUGUUGUUCUUCAUAUUUUUAGUGAUCUACCUCACAACCAUGAUGGGGAACAUUGGGCUGGUUGUGCUUGUCUGGAUGGACUCUCACCUUCACACACCCAUGUACAUAUUCCUGAGUAGUUUAGCUUUUGCAGAUGCGUGGUCUUCCUCUUCAGUGACCCCUAAGAUGCUCAUGAACUUCUUAUCCAAAGAUAAAUCUAUAUCCAUUUUAGAAUGCCUGGCUCAAUUUUACUUUUUUGGUGUCAGUGCAACGACAGAAUGCUUCCUUUUGGCAGUGAUGGCAUAUGAUCGCUAUGCUGCCAUAUGCAAACCUCUGUUAUAUCCAGUGAGAAUGUCUAAUAGACUCUGCAGCCAACUGGUGAUUGCUUCAUAUACAAUUGGAUUUCUUCAUCUCAUGAUCCAUGUGGGUUUGUUAUUUAGAUUAACUUUCUGUAGAUCAAAUAUAAUACAUCAUUUCUAUUGUGAAAUUUUACCAUUGCUGAAGAUUUCCUGUAUUGACCCAUCUCUUAAUGCACUAGUGCUUUUCAUUUUCUCUGUCUUCAUACAAUCCUUUACUCUUAUGACAACCUUUUUUUCUUACAUAUAUGUGUUCUUUGCCAUCCUGAGAAUUAAGUCUGAAAAGGGCAGGAGCAAAGCUUUUUCUACAUGUAGUGCACAUCUGUUUUCUGUCUCUUUAUUCUAUGGCACCCUUUUAAUAAUGUAUGUGUGUCCUGGAUCUGGUGUUGCCAAGAAUCAGGACAUAAUGUACUCCUUGUUUUACACAAUCAUAAUUCCUCUAUUAAACCCAUUUAUCUACAGCCUGAGAAACAAAGAGGUUCUUGGUGCCCUGAGAAAAGUAAUAAAAAAAUAA
Molecule: messenger RNA, 924 nt
Organism: Gracilinanus agilis (Agile Gracile Mouse Opossum)
Lineage: Eukaryota; Metazoa; Chordata; Mammalia; Didelphimorphia; Didelphidae
Product: olfactory receptor 5AC1
Exons: 1
Coding region: 1-924 (307 amino acids)
Biological process (GO): G protein-coupled receptor signaling pathway; sensory perception of smell
Cellular component (GO): membrane
Molecular function (GO): olfactory receptor activity; G protein-coupled receptor activity; odorant binding
Source: RefSeq, a predicted model, not a curated record